AUGAAAACAUUGACUGGGGCUGCCGUUUUUUCUGCAAGACCUUAUUUAUACUUCAAUAGAGUUAAUCUAUCUAAUCGUUCUCCUAAAAUAAUCAAAUUAUUUUUAACUUUUUUCAUCAUAAUUAGUACAUUUCUACCAGAAACAACAUUAAUUGAAGGCCGACUUUUACAAGGAUGUGAUGUAAAAUCUGAUUUAUGUGAAAAGAAUGAAAAAUGUUUUCCAGAUGGCUUUUUUGGUCAAUGUGCAGAGCAGUCUCAAUAUUCUUCUAUUAUGGAUUUGUCAUUAUUUCCAAAUGAAAUCAACAAAGAAUUUCUUUUCCUUACUUUAGAAUACAACAACAAUAAUGGAAACUGGGAUGAUGAUGUUUCUCAAUGUUACAUUACUCUUUACAAAUUUUCUCUUCUCCAUAAUUUAGAAUACCAACCAUUUUUAUGUAAUGGUGAAAAUGUUAAAAAAUUCAUUGAUAUCAUUAAUAAUUUUCAACAAAAUUUUAAAAAAAUAAAUGAAGAAGAGUUUAAUAAGAUUAAAGAAAAUUUUAUAAAUAAUAAUCAGAUAAAAAAUAAUGAAAAUGAUCAAGAAAAUAAAAUUAAAACAUCUGAUAUUGAUAUUAAAAAAAUUAAUAAGAAAAAUGAACCUAUACAAAAUGUUAAUAAUAUUAUUGAUACAAACAAAAAUGAAUUUAUUCCUGUUAUGUAUGUUGAGAAAGAUGAAUCAUUACCAGUAAAUGUUGAUGAUAUAUACAUCCCAGAAAGUAAUUUAAUAUCACAAAUUGGAGAUUUAAUUGAUAAUAAUGAUAGUGAUAAUAAAUCAGAGUUACUUGUUGUACCAUUAGAUGAAUUACUUAAAGAUUCUUCUAAUGGUAAUGUUAUUAAUGAUGAAUUUGAUUUACCAUCAAGUUAUCAAUAUCCAUUAAAUAAUCCAUUGGUAGAGAAUGAUGAUGAUGAAGAAUUAAUACCAACAGAUGGAAAUGAUAUUUUUUAUAGAGAAGAAAGACAACUUCCUACCAUUAUUGAAACACCAUAUGAAAGUAAUUCUAUUGAAGUUGUUCCAGUUACAGUUUCUGAUUCAAGUUUAGACAAUAUCAAUGACAAUAGCAAUAAUGAUAAUGCAUUAGAUGAUAUUAUAGCAAUUCCAGUAGAAUUAGAAGAAGUUACCGUCUAUGAAAAACCAAUUGAUGAAGAAAUUCCAUUAGUUGAAGAAAUUCCAAUGAAAUAUACUAAUGAAUUACCAAAUAAAAAUAUUCCAUUAUCAAAAGAAAUAAUAUCACCAGAACUUUUUGAUAACCUUGCUUUGGAUGAAUUUUUACUUGAAAGAUAUCCAGAAUCUAAUAUUGAAAUUGAAGAAGCUAUACCAUUAAAUUCUGAGGCAAAUGGCCAACAAAUUCUUCUCAAAAAAGAUGAUGAAAAAUAUAUUACAGAUGAUCUUGGAUUAGAUAAUACUGAACAUAAAAUUGUUAAAGGAAAUAGUGAAGUUUCUAUGAUUGAAGGUAAUAGAAUUUAUAUUAAUAUUAAAAGAGAUAACUUAACUGAUGAACAAAUUAUUGCAUUGGCAAAUUAUCUUCAAGAUAAAAUUGGUGAUCCAAAUGAUCUUUAUUUUUAUGAUUUCUUAUUUGAAAAUAAUCAACUUUCUUUUAAAGCUAGUUCUGUUGGUUCAAUUACUGAAAAUUCUGAUAAUAGUAAAGAUAAAAAAGAGAAACGCCUUGAUAGUCCUUCUGGAGUAGCUCAGGCUGUUUACAAAAGAAGAAAAGAUAUUAUGACAUUAUCAGGAAUUGAUGUUAAUGAAGCAGGUAUUGGAAGCGGAAAGAAUGUUGUUCCUAUUGCAAAAGCUGGAAGUGACUGGCUUUUUAAACCAAUUUUACUUGUUUGUAUGGCUACAGUAACCUCACUUUUGAUUGUUCUAUUGACACAAGUUUGUAAAACUAAAAAGAAAAAUAUACUUGCUGGAGGAUUUUAUCCAGAAGUAAUAGACCAUAUAGACAAUCUUGAAAAUGGAAAAGGAAGAACUAGUGGUGCUUAUGAAGAGUUAUGUCGUCGUAGAAUGUCUGAAAUAGGAGUUAAUGGAUUUAAUCAUGAUGGUAGUGUUACAAAUAAAACAAAGCUUGGUGGAACUUCUUCUCAAAAUUCUAGUGUCUCUUCUUGGCCAGAUGAAGCAUUUUUGAAUUCAUGUAAUCUUGAUAUCUCAACAGGACAUGUUAUUUUAAGUUUCCUUCAAAGUUAUCUUGACAAUCCUCAAAAAAUUCAUCAAGAAUGGGAAUCUCUUGCUUCUUACCAAAGUCCAAAUGACCAAAUAACAAUUGCUUCAAAACCUGAGAAUCUUCCAAAAAAUAGAAAUCAACAAAUAUUACCUUAUGAUGAAAGUUUGAUUCGCCUAGGUUCACCAACAUCUUCACCUUCUUUAAAAAAUACUUACAUUAAUGCUUCAAGUAUAUUUGAUGUCAAUCCAAAACAUCCAAGUUAUAUUGCUGCUGAGUCACCUGUUUCUGCAACAAUUCCAAACUUUUGGCAAAUGAUUUGGGAGAAGGGAGUAACAAUUAUUGUUAAUUUGACUACCAAAGAAGACAUGACAAUUGGAAGAUGUGAGAAGUAUUGGCCAGAUGAUGGAAGUAGAGUUUAUGACAAUUAUGAAAUUCAUCUUGUAUCAGAACAUAUAUGGUCUGAAGAUUACAUGGUUCGUUCAUUUUAUCUUAAAAAUAUCACAACAAAUGAAACAAGAACUGUAACACAAUUCCAUUAUCUUGCUUGGCCUGAAAAUAAAAUUGUACCUAAUCAAAAAACACUUCUCGAUUUCAGAAGAAAAGUAAACAAAUCUUAUCGAGGUCAUGCAUCACCUAUCCUUGUUCAUUGUUCAGAAGGUUUAGGACGUACUGGAGCUUACCUCCUCCUUGACAUGAUAGCUAAUCGUAUAACAUCUGGUGUUAAAGAAAUUAAUAUGGCUGCAUCUCUUGAGUACCUUCGCGAUAAUCGUAAUGGAGCAGUAAAAACAGAAGAACAAUAUAAAAUGGUUUUCAGUUGUCUUGCUGAAGAAGUAACUUCUUUAAUUAAAAGCUUACCUAAUUAA
Molecule: messenger RNA, 3057 nt
Organism: Strongyloides ratti
Lineage: Eukaryota; Metazoa; Nematoda; Chromadorea; Rhabditida; Strongyloididae
Product: IA-2 ortholog
Exons: 7
Coding region: 1-3057 (1018 amino acids)
Biological process (GO): protein dephosphorylation
Cellular component (GO): secretory granule
Molecular function (GO): protein tyrosine phosphatase activity
Source: RefSeq, a predicted model, not a curated record